Molecule: messenger RNA, 620 nt
Organism: Dacryopinax primogenitus
Lineage: Eukaryota; Fungi; Basidiomycota; Dacrymycetes; Dacrymycetales; Dacrymycetaceae
Exons: 2
Coding region: 5-511 (168 amino acids)
Source: RefSeq, a predicted model, not a curated record
CAUCAUGGCCACCAAAUCGUCCCAGUCCUACACCGCCCAACGUAUCACUCUCCGUUCCCCCACCCCUUUCUACACGGUGCUCUUCCGACUUGAGAAACUUACGAACCACCGUGCUGCGGCCGGUCUUCCCCGCCCGUUGACUUCCAAGGUGUUCGAGACGUGGGUUGAAGGACGUCUGGGGGAGAGCGGAUUCAUGUUCUUUAACGCCCACGCGCACUCGGAGUGGUUCUCCCUUUUCAGCCCUACCCCCACGAAGAAAUUCACGACCUACAUCCUCGGUAACCCACUCAUCGCGCGCACUCUGCUCGUGCAUGAGCCUCGUGCGGGGCUUAUAGUCCCCCCGCGAGUGUUCCUCAUGGAGGAAGAGAACGGCACGGCGAUUGUUUAUGACUUGCCUAGCUCGGUUGUCUGUCUUGAGGGGUAUGCGGGAGGGGAGGGGACGGCGCUGGAGGAAGCGGCUAGGGCGUUGGAUGGGAAGCUGGAGAGGGUGUUGAGGGAAGCGCUGGCUUGAGAGACUGGAGAUGCUGAAGGAUACGGAUCGAUUGCUCAACUCCCCUCUGGGAGAGGAACUUGCGUUAGGGCAACGUUAUGUGUGCGCCGUGACUGCAUAUGCGAUGAAU